AUGGCAUCUUCAAAGUCAUCUCCAAAUUUGGGUUCGGUUGGCUCGCCAACCAAAGACCUAAAUAAAAAAGAAUCAUUCCAAUAUUGGAAACAAAAGGAUAUAUCGUCACAGAUUUCAUAUCCUGGUGGUGGAGCACCCGAUGGAGCCAACUCACCUCCAUUGUCCGCCAGAACAACACCAUCAUCGCCAACCUCACCCAGUUCCAUCAAUAAAUCGAAAUCGCAAUCAUCCAUACAAACUGGCAAAGUCGGAAGUGUCACAACUCCGCCAACAACCUCACCGGUAUUGACAUCGGCAAAAUCAACUCCGACAGCAUCUGCAAAAACACCAGUGAAAUCAACCAGCACCACCACACCACCUCACACCACUUCAACCACCACACAAAAUCAACAUACUAAUAAUACUCAUAGCAACAAUAAUACUGCAGCAGGAAGCGCAGUAUCGUCAGGUUCACAAACGAUGCCGUCGAGAAUGAAAACUGAGGGCAGAAAGAGUAUAAAGAGUAUUUUCUCAUUGGUUUGGUCAGGGAAACCAGAGGAAAAUGAGGAGACCAACAACGAUCUACAACAACUCCAACAACUUCAACAACAGACAGCAUCAACAACAACAGCACAAGAAAAUGCCAAAGAUAAUCAUAGUAAAGAUACUAAAUCAACAUCAUCCAAUAUAGGAAAGCCAACUAAACCAAGCUCAAAAUCAUCUUUAACUUUAAAGUCAACACCAAAGACAUCAACAACAUCAACAUCAACAUCGACAUCAUCUUCUUCACAAGUUACCUCAAAGAAAUUAGGUUCCAACAGUACAACAACAACCUCCAACUUAAAUUCCACAAAUUCUUCAGCAUCUUCAUCACCAAGUCCAUCAAACUCUUCACCAAAUACUCAAUCACCAGCUUUGACAUCAACAAAGAAACCUGCACCUUCGCUUCCACCCAGAACAUAUAUAAACGAUUCCAAUAAUAAUACUUUAACAACCAAUAGCAAUAUUAACAACAAUAACAAUAAUAACGAUUCAAAUGAUAUUACAAUUGACCAUCUUAUUGAUCAACAAAUCAACAAGUUAAAGAUUACAACCAUUUCAGAUUCUGAAAGACUAUUGCAUCUUGAGAUGUCAUUAUCAAAGACAAAUAAGAUAGUUGAAGAUCUAGCUCAACGAUUGACAAACGAAGUGAUGUGUAGACGUGAGUUGGAGUCGUAUUGCAACGAGUUGGAAGCAAGACUAAAGAUAUCGGAAGCAAGACUGAAGCGAUUCUCUGAGCUCAAUGUUAGUUCCGAUUCGACACCUACCCAACAACAACAGCAACAGCAACAACAAGAGUUGGAUCAACAAGCCAAGGAGGCAGAGUUGGUUCAACGCGCCGUUGGAUCGCGUGAUGACUCUCGUUUCAACACAUUGAAUCAUCGUGUCGAUUCAUUCGAGCAGCGUAUUCGUGGUUUGGAAGAUUCCAACUUGAAGAUCAGCGAGAAUCUGAGCACCAUCCAGUUUGAACAGACGAUCUUCACCUCGGAGAAGCGAAAGAAAGCAUUGAAGAAACUCGAGAAGGAGAAAGAGAAGGAGCGUGAGCAGCGAGAGCGUGAUUUAAAGGAGCGCGAAAAGGAGAAGCUAAAGAGUGCCAAGAAAGAGAAGAAGGACCGCGAGAAGGAGUAUAAACGUCAGUUUUGGAGUGAUACAAGAUCCGAUCGUUCACAGAUGACCGACUACUCAGCCAAUGAUUUAAGUGAUAGUGAUACUGACACAUGCACAAGUGAAGUCAGUUUGAAAUCAUCACUCAAACGUAUAUCACCUCCACAAGAUUUCAACAAUCAACAACAACAACAACAACAUCAAUAUUCACAAUCUUCUACCUCUUCUAUUUCAACUCCAGAUUUGUCGGUUAUGCCAUCACCCAAAAAAUCAGUGGCAUUCAGCAGCAAUGUAAAUGGAAAUGAACAACAACAACAACAACAACAGCAAUCUGGACAUCCAAAAUCAAAGAGUACAGGCAACUACUCGACUUCGUUGAGAAAGUGGGCUGGCAAGAGAAUGUCUGCUCAUGUUCCGGGUGCUGCUACCACCGAUAAUAUGGAUGCAUUGUCACAGGAGGACAAUGAGUUGGCAACGAGAUUGGAGCGUGCCAAUACCACCGCUGAGAGAUCACAGUUGACCAAAGGAUACUUUACAGAUUACUAUGAAGGCAAUGCAGAAGAACUAAGAAAUAAGAAGCUUACGCGUAUGAGAUCGAAAUCACUGUCACGUGAUUCCGUCGACGAUGAAGAAGACGAAAAUUUCCAACCAAAGAUAAAUAUCUCUGCAUCGGUAGGUGGAAAUCAACCACAACCAACAAAGAUUUCAUCGACCAACAGUAACCAAUCAUCUCCAUCACUUCACUCAUUAUCAACCAGCCAAACAGACAAUGAAAGUAUAAUAGAUAAGAAAAAACAAUCAACCAUUGGUAGAAUGUUUGGAAAGAAAGAAAAGACAUUGAAUGGAGAUAAACUUAAAGUAUCUAUGAUUCUCUCUGAGAGAUUGAAUCAACGUGCAUCAAGAGAUGAAUUGGUUUUAAAGAAAAUUAUGAAAGCUGAAUCAAUAUUUGGUAUUAAUGUAACUGAAGAUACUUUGGAUAGAUUGAUAAGAUUCUUGGAGAAUUGCUUCGAAUUGUUGAGUAACAACGUUAAUCUAGAGGAUUUGUUUACUCGUAAGGUGGAUGAAUCAUCGGUGCGCUCAUUUAAAGAGUCAAUAGAACAAUCGAUUGUAUCUGACUUUAGCAAGAGUGAUCCGUAUUUAGUUGGUGCCACUCUACUUUGCUUCUUUGAGUCACUGCCAGAUGCCUUGCUUGGCAAAGCCGCUAACUCGUUGAUGUCCGUCGUGUACGUAGAUGAUCAUCCAUUCCGAAGAUCAUUGACACGCUCCAUUCUCCUAUCACAACCACCAUCGCAUCGAUCGAUUCUCAAGGUCAUCAUCCAGUUCAUCCAGGAUGUGACCAAUUGCACACCAACACCGCCGCUCCACCCCAAUCAACAUACCUCAAUUCCGCUACCACUCUCACCAAUACAUCCACCUCAAUUCAAUUUGGAUGACGGUGGUAGUUCUUCAACAAACAAUAGUAGUCUCACUUCCUCGCCCAUUACAGUAUCGAUGGUUGAGGACAGUGGAUCAAUCUCAACUUCACCGGCCAACUUGUCGGAACCGUCCACUCCACUGACACGCUCGCAAGUCAUCAAACCCAAGUCAAAACUAUCGCUCUACUCAUUGUGUGCAACCUUUUCCAAGGUUCUCUAUCGUUGCGAUCAAAAGCUGGCAACUAGCGGUAAUGCCAGCGCCAACGAAGAUCGUGAGGUGUUGUCGUUCGUCCACAUAAUCGAAGACUUUGACGGACACUUUGACAGUCAGCCAGAUAUCCAAUUCAUCAUCAAGGAGAUCUCCUACGUCAAGAGCGCAUCGUUUGAGAAGCUAUUCGAACGAUUGAUCGACCUAAACAAUCGUGACACCGACUACAACUACACGAUCUUCUACACCUACGACUACUACUUCAAGUCGCCAACCGACUUCCUCGAGUUGAUGGUCUACUACUUCAAGAAGACCGUUCCACUCGAUGAAUCGAAAGCACUAAAAGCAUGGCAGAACGAAUUGGCACUCACUGUUUUGUCGGUGGGAAUGUUCUGGAUGAAACUCCACCAGAAGCAAUUGUCCACCGACUUGAUGUUCCUCUCCAAGUUGAAAUCGUUCAUUGAAUUGCAUGCUCCACCUGCAGGUUCACCAACAUCCAACUUUUUCAACUACUUCAAGUCGUACUUCCAGUUGUCGGCACCGAUCAAAACACUGUAUGAGCGUGGCAACAGUUUCUACUCCAAGGUGAAGAAGCCACUCUCCAACAUCUCUGUAGUAAAGAUCAAGGAUGAGAACGACAUUGAUAUCUAUCAAAUUGGCGCGCAAACCAUUGCAUCGCAGAUGACCAUCAUCGAUAUGGAGUUGUUCACAUCGAUUCCACAUCUUCAAUUCCUCCACAAGGCAUUCACCAAAGUGGAGAACUCACCAGAGUUCCACCAAAUGGUUGACCGUUUCAACCAAUGGGCAAGAUGGACAUCCACAGAAAUUCUUACAAAAGAAAAAGUACAAGAUAGAGUAACUGCAAUCAGUUUCUUUAUUGAUGUUGCAAAGUGUUGUGUUGAAAUUGGUAAUUUUAAUUGUGCAGCAGCUAUUGUCGGUGGAUUGAAUCACUCUUCUAUCUCAAGAUUGAAAAACACUUGGGAUAAGUUGUCUGCCAAGACUCUUGGUGAUUACAAGUCACUCGAGGUUCUCUAUGACAUGUCGAUGAACUACAAGAACUACAGAGAGGCACUGAAAGCCUCUACCAAUCGUGUUGUACCUUACUUGGCCAUCUAUCCAAAGGACUUGAUUGCCAUUGAAGAGGCCAACGACACAUUCACUGCCAACGGCAUGAUCAAUGUCGAAAAAUUCAGAUUGAUCUAUCGUAUCAUCAAAGAACUUCAACUCUACCACCAAGUAUCGAAUCUCAAAUUCCAGCUGAUCGAACCAAUUAAGAAACAUCUCAUCAACAUCACAAACAAACUACUCGAUGAGAAAGAACUUCAUGCUCAAUCAUUAAAAGUUGAACCUCGUCAAUCAACUCAAUAA
This is a messenger RNA of Heterostelium album PN500, 4614 nucleotides long. RefSeq lists its product as uncharacterized. Gene Ontology annotation, biological process: Ras protein signal transduction; positive regulation of GTPase activity. Lineage: Eukaryota; Evosea; Eumycetozoa; Acytosteliales; Acytosteliaceae. The record is from RefSeq and is a predicted model, not a curated record. Gene Ontology annotation, molecular function: guanyl-nucleotide exchange factor activity. Gene Ontology annotation, cellular component: plasma membrane. Bases 1 to 4614 code for a protein of 1537 amino acids. The transcript has 4 exons.